This is a messenger RNA of Rhagoletis zephyria (snowberry fruit fly), 591 nucleotides long. RefSeq lists its product as uncharacterized. The record is from RefSeq and is a predicted model, not a curated record. NCBI's taxonomy places the organism in Eukaryota, Metazoa, Arthropoda, Insecta, Diptera, Tephritidae.
AUGGCAGCGCUGAUGCCACCACUCCACAUCAAACUGGGUCUUAUAAAGCAAUUCGUCAAAGCUCUCGACAAAAAUUCUUCAGCGUUCAAGUACCUACAAGACUUGUUCCCUAAGCUCUCUGAGGCGAAAGUUACAGCCGGUAUCUUCGUUGGACCACAAAUAAAGAAAAUCUUCGAGUCUGAGGAAUUCCCCAAGAAGCUCACUCGUGUUGAGAAAGCUGCUUGGAUGAGUUUUAUGUCAGUGGUACAGGGAUUCCUAGGCAAUCACAAAGCCGCAAACUACGUGGAGCUGGUCGAAAGUCUGGUGGAGAACUACGGCAAAAUGGGCUGCAGGAUGUCUCUCAAACUCCAUAUUCUGGAUGCACAUCUUGACAAAUUCAAGGAGAACAUGGGAGCAUAUUCAGAGGAGCAAGGCGAGCGCUUCCAUCAGGAUAUAAUGGAAUUUGAGCGGCGAUACCAAGGACAAUACAAUGAGAACAUGAUGGGAGAUUACAUUUGGGGAUUGAAGUUUCCGAGGAAUAUUAGGUGGUUUCCAUACUUUUAAGGCAUAACAGACUAGGAAAUAACAAUUACAUCCCAAGGACUGAGAAAU